Molecule: messenger RNA, 561 nt
Organism: Exophiala aquamarina CBS 119918
Lineage: Eukaryota; Fungi; Ascomycota; Eurotiomycetes; Chaetothyriales; Herpotrichiellaceae
Exons: 3
Biological process (GO): NADH dehydrogenase complex assembly
Source: RefSeq, a predicted model, not a curated record
AGGGGUUGGGGCCCUAAUCAAUGGAUUUCCAGUGAUGAUCGGGUCCGGGGUGGUCUAUCUAAGUCCUAUCUCGAUUGCACAACGAAAGGGGCGCACUUCCAUGGACUGCUCGACAUUCAGGCCUUAGGGGGGGCCGGCUUCGCGUCACAACGAACACGAGGUGAUGAUCGGCGGCCACUGUGGGAUUUGACCUCCUACAAUGGCAUCGAGAUUGCCCUCGACGUUUCGCAAUCUGACCGUAAGGUCUAUACCUUGAUUCUCAAAGACCACGUCCUUCCCCCAAAUCCAAAUAAUGGUCGUGAGCAAUCAACCAUCUCAUGGGAAUAUAAUUUCUCCACCACAGACUGCUCUACAAAUGACUCUGCUGGGUUGUCCGAAGUGAAGUUAUUCGCCCCUUGGGAUAGCUUCCAAUCCACAUACCGUGGCAAACCGAGUAACGAAACCAAACGUUUAGCCCUAAACAACAUCAAGAGGAUCAGCAUCAUGAUCAGGAGUUUCUUCGGCACACAGGAAGGGCAGUUUACCCUGAAGCUUUUAUCACUCAGCGCAUAUGCAUUACCG